UAAGGCGUCGAAUUAUCGAAUCAGACAGUGAUGAUUCAAGUGGAAGACCCCCCAUCCGCUUUGGAGACAAUUAUCCCUAGUAGUAGGGAAAUUAUCAGGGGAUCAUUUCUAAAACGAGGCAUUCCUGACGCGGCGAUACCAAUAUUGAUUGAUUCAAUAAGUAAAGCGACUUUUAAACAAUAUGCAGGAACAUAUAAAAAAUGGUGGUUAUUUUGCCAGCGUAAUAAGGUAGACAUUUACCAGGCAAAUGUUGGAAAUAUUAUUGCUUUUCUUAAUGACCUUUUUUUAAACAAAGCAUCAUAUACGACUUUAAAUACUCAUCGGUCAGCAUUAUCAUUAAUUCUAAAUUACAGUAAUGGGGAUGAAAUUUUGAUUAAGAGAUUCCUUAAGGGUGUGUACAGGGCUAAGCAAUGCUUUCCAAAAUACAAGACAACAUGGGACCCCCAGCCAGUCUUGGAAUAUCUAAAGAAAUUAUACCCGUUAAAUACACUUUCUUUGGAAAUGCUUACAAAAAAACUCGCAUCGUUAUUAUUAUUGGCAACGGGACAGAGACUCCAAACUAUUUCUAAGAUUAAAAUUCAAAAUAUUCAUGGUAUAGAAUCCUCAAAAAUUAAAAUUUUUAUCACAGAAAUACUUAAAACAUCAAGUUAUAAUCGUCAGCAGCCAGUUUUAGAGUUCAAUUAUUUUACAGAAUGUCCGGAGUUAUGUGUAGCGAAUACAUUAAAGGCAUAUUUGUUAAGAACAAGUUCAUUAAGAAAAGAUACUGACGAGUAUCUUAUGCUUACAUUUAAAAAGCCCCAUCAUAUAGCUAGUUCCCAAACUAUUGGCCGUUGGAUAAAAAAUAUAUUAAAAAUUAGUGGAAUUGAUACAAACAAGUAUCAUUCUCACAAUACGAGACAUGCUACAACCUCAGCGGCUUUUAGGAAGGGAAUUGGUAUAGAUCAAAUCAAAGAUACUAUAGGAUGGUCUCAAAGCUCGCAAGUGUUCCAGAAAUUUUACAAUCGGCCUUUAGAAGGCAAUAAAUUAAAUUUUGUAGAAUUAAUUCAGGGAAAUAAUUAAUAAUUUUUAAGAUAUAUGUAUCUCAGAUCUUUCAUAAUUAUAGAAAAUAAAUGUUUAUGUAAUAUUUUGUUUACCUGCUAAGGUAUUAUACUUAGGUUUAAGUGUUGAUGAUAUUUUUUUUUGAUUGUGUUUUUUGUUAUAAACAGAAGGUAAAUAAAUUUAAGGUUUUGCUUACUGGGAAAUAUUAGAAUUAUGUUUAAAUAUAUUAUAUUUUUAGAAAUUUCUAUACAUAACUUGUUUAAUUUAACUGCCAACAAAAAAUAGAAUUUUAGGGCCUUUAAACAUCUACAUGUAUAAUAUCUAUUUGGACGAGUAUACGAAAUAUAAUUUUAAGAACAAACGACUUACCUGUAGGAAGUUC
Messenger RNA from Sitophilus oryzae (rice weevil), 1420 nucleotides. RefSeq lists its product as uncharacterized. Gene Ontology annotation, molecular function: DNA binding. The transcript has 2 exons. The record is from RefSeq and is a predicted model, not a curated record. Lineage: Eukaryota; Metazoa; Arthropoda; Insecta; Coleoptera; Curculionidae. Gene Ontology annotation, biological process: DNA integration; DNA recombination. Bases 31 to 1059 code for a protein of 342 amino acids.